GAAGGAAUGUUUUAGCAGCGGACUGCGAAAUGAAGGGUCUGUUUUUCCUCCUCCUUCUCGUGCAGCUCCUUGCUGCUUCGAUUGCUGUGUACAAACAAUGGAUUCCGAACACCAAUUUUGAAAAUGCUUCCAACUGGGAUAAAGACAGAAUCCCGUGUGCUAACGAUGUGGUCCUUUUCAAGAGUAAUCAGGAGAUCUCGGUCUUCGUCCAGUCAACUCAUUCUCUGACAGACAUGUACCUUCCAUUGAAUGGAGAGUUCAUCAUGACACCUGGUGCAGGAUUUGCAGCUUUUGAUGGCAGCUGGGAUCCAGGCUGUGACACAGGUUCAACUGUCUCAUUCACUGAUGCUGAGAAGUAUAAGUGGCAUGACCCUGCACUAUGGCAUGCUGCAACCUCCUUGGAGGACCUAGACCAGGGCAAGUACAUCUUCGCAGUGGAUGAAGAACGUGUCCCAUGCCAGUACGAUGAUGUUAUCUUUCAGCCUGAAACCUCCUUCCGAGUAAACAUCGACUCAUCUGAGCGAAUGAUUCAUCUCCGAAGCAUCUCUAUAAUGGGACAGAAGUUCACCAGUGACGCGGCCUUAGCUGAGUACAUGCAGAGAAGCUCGGCCAAGCUGCAGUUCCACGGCAACGGGACCUUCCAGGUGACGAACGCCAGGUGUCCGGACAAAUCGGGCUGUGAGUGUGGAAAUGCUGGGGAACAUCGACAGAUCUGCGCUGCCUUGCUCGGGGAUUCUGGGACUCGGUGCCCAGUGCUUGUGUGCAAGGACCCCUUCCAGCCAGUCGGACACUGCUGUGAAAUAUGCGGAGCCACUAUUUCACUGGAAUACACUCCUGGUUUCGACAUUAGGCAGUAUCAGAACAGAAUUCUUCACGCCUUCCUGAGCCUGCCAAAAUACGCAGGUGUUCAGAUGGCUAUAUCCAAGGUGCGUAAACCUCAGACUUCACGGAACUCCAUUCCAGUCAUCCAGAUUGUGCUAAUGGAUGAUAAGACGGGGUCACAGACGGGGACUAAUGCUGAACAGUUGGCUGAGGACAUCAUGCGGGACAUAGCAGAGCACGGUGACUCCUUUGGCAUUGUGACAGGUACAGUGCAAGUAGCCACUGGCAGUAAUUCUAGUGGACAAGAAGGCACCAUUGCUGAAGGCACCAUUGCUGGGACGGUUAUUGGUCUACUACUUGGGCUGCUGUUGCUUGGCAUAAUGCUGUUGCUUCAUAGGAAGGGGAUGAUAAGAUUACCAUCCGUACACUUGGCAGGCCUGCGGAACAGAAAGGAGGACCAGGAUGUUCUGGCAGGACCAAGUGACAAAGGGUUUGACAAUCCUAUAUUUGACAUGCCGACCAACAGCGCUGAGUCACAUGGUGCAUACUCCGGAGAGGAGGCCCGGAAGGAGAUGGCUAGUAAAGACAAUGGGAUUUAUUUUGUUAACCCUUUAUAUAAUGAAACUGAACUCAUUGCUUAAUAGCAAAGUCCUGAGCGGUCCUAGCCAAAUGUGAGGUUGGAAUAUAAUUUCAUUCAGGCUAAUAUUUUACCCAGUGUACAGCAACAGUUAUCCCAGGAUAAUCCUCUAUGGGCACACUUUUAUUUUGCAAUAAGAGUGGCUUUUAUUUGGUUAAUCUAAACCUCUUCCCAAGUGUUAUAAAUUAAAGCAGAAAAAGCCACUCUUAUAUCGGAAAAAGUGUGUCCACAUGCAGGGAUUAUACACCGGUAUACUAUAUCUGUUAAAUUCCCACCUUAGUUUAUACCAAAAAGCCUUUACCAUGUAGACAAGGUCUAAAUAAAAUCCCCCUUUAUCAUCACUGGUGUAUGAGUUCUUCAGUUCCUGUCCUAAACUGUCAUUUUGUGUUGCUUCUAGAGCUGCCCCAAAGAUGGCUGCAUUUCAGUGGUGGGUGAAGUAGGGUGACCAGACAGCAAAUGUGAAAAAUCAGGACAGGAGG
Molecule: messenger RNA, 1938 nt
Organism: Trachemys scripta elegans
Lineage: Eukaryota; Metazoa; Chordata; Testudines; Emydidae
Gene: AMN
Product: amnion associated transmembrane protein
Exons: 12
Coding region: 30-1463 (477 amino acids)
Biological process (GO): receptor-mediated endocytosis; intracellular protein localization
Cellular component (GO): apical plasma membrane; endocytic vesicle
Source: RefSeq, a predicted model, not a curated record